Molecule: messenger RNA, 2226 nt
Organism: Lepus europaeus (European hare)
Lineage: Eukaryota; Metazoa; Chordata; Mammalia; Lagomorpha; Leporidae
Gene: TIMM29
Product: translocase of inner mitochondrial membrane 29
Exons: 2
Coding region: 86-940 (284 amino acids)
Biological process (GO): protein insertion into mitochondrial inner membrane
Cellular component (GO): TIM22 mitochondrial import inner membrane insertion complex
Source: RefSeq, a predicted model, not a curated record
CGCAGCGAGCUCGGUCGCACCGGACAGCAACAUCCGGCGCCGGUCCGUCUCUAUACUCCUCCGGGGAGAAGCCACUUCCGGUAGCAUGGGCGCGUGCGCAGAAGACACUGCCCGGAGCUUUUAUUUCGGGUGCCCGGUGUUUCCUUCCGGAGAACGGACCUCAGACCGGAAGAGGAUGGCGGCGGCCGCCCUGAAGAGGUUUUGGGCCCGAGGACGCCGAGACGCGGGGGACGCGGCGGCUGCCAAGCCCGGCGUGUGGGCGCGGCUGGGCGCCUGGGCCCGCGCGCUGCUCAGCGACUACGCCGAAGCCUGCCGGGACGCGGCGGCGGCGGCGCGGGCGCGGCCCGGGCGAGCGGCGGCGUGGGCGGCGCUGCUGGGCGGCGCGGCGGCUUGCUGCGCGCUGGCGCCCAGCGAGGCGGCCUUCGAGGAGGCGCUGCUCGACGCGUCGGGGACCCUGCUGCUGCUGGCGCCGGCCACGCGCAGCCGCCCUGCCGAGGGCUUCGUGCAGCGGCUGCUGUGGCUUCGGGGCCGCGGGCGCCUGCGCCACGUGAACCUGGGGCUCUGCUCGCUGGUGUACGAGGCGCCCUGCGACCCCCAGGCCAGCCUCUACCAGGCUCGCUGCCGCUACCUGCAGCCCCGCUGGGCCGACUUCCCGGGCCGGGUCCUGGACGUGGGUUUCGUGGGCCGCUGGUGGGUGCUGGGCGCUCGGAUGCGCGACUGCGACGUCAACGACGAGGAGUUCGCGCACCUGCCCGCGCACCUGCGCGUGGUCGGGCCGCAGCAGCUGCGCUCCGAGGCCAACGAGCGGCUGUUCGACGAGAAGUACCGGCCCGUGGUGCUGACCGCGGAGCAGGUGGACCAGGCGCUGUGGGAGGAGCAGAUGUUGCAGCGGGCGAGGAGAGACCAGCUCGCCGCGAGCGAGGCGGAGGCCGCGCGGUGAAGCCCCCGCGGCGCCGUGCCCGGGAGCGCGCCGCCCUGCUGCCCCGGGUCCCGUCCUGGCCACGCAACCCCCGAGCUGAAGACGUCAGACUCGUCUCAUGCGUGGACCUGGCCUCCUGUUUGCAUGACGGGCGUCCCCGGUUGUGUCUUGUGUUUACUUUGCAAUAGAAGCUGGAAAAGUACCGCGGAGGCGUCCUGUGCGUUCUUCACCCGGGCGGCCCCCCCACCCUCAUCGGCCACGCGCGUGGCCGCCCCCAGGACCCGACGGGGAACCGUGCGCAGCCUCACUGGGCUGCGCGUCGCUGUGCCCCGCCCAGCCGCGCUCUGCAGGGCCAGCAGGUGGGGGCCCCAGGACCUGGCCCCUGCCGCCCAUGUGUGAGACCCGGAUGGAGCUCCUGGCUUCAGCCCCGGCUGUUCGGGCGUCUGUCUCCUCUCUCUGACUUCCAGAUAAGUGAAUGUCGCAGCAUCCCGCGCCAGCCUGCUGUGACCCGCUGUGUGGGCAGGGACGUGGAGGAAGAAGCUCUUUGGGAAUCCAUGGGAGUCGCAGGUUCCGGUUUUGUUGGGAGCCAGUAACGCAGGAAACAGACUUCUGCGGAAGGGAGUGGGUGAGGGCGCGGGACCGGGACCACGCGGGGUACGGGGACCGCACUUAGAUCUGGAUCACGGAAAGUGGUGGAGCCGUGACGGUCAAUAAAACCCGGAGGAGAAGCGGCCUGGCUCGGCGUGGUUCUGUGUCCACUUCCCGCUCCGGCCCGGGGCGUCGCGCACGCCGUGGUCUCUGUGGCCUGAGUUCUGGGCCCAGAGCGCCUGCGCAGUGGGCGGCUCCACCUCGGAGAGGCCGAGCCGAGCUCAGGUCUGCUCCUCCCAGGCCCAGCGCCGCGGCACGUCCGCUGCACAGCCCGGAGCUUGGUCUCGGGUGCGCGCUGUCGUCUUGUCUGACCCUACCUCUUGCCCAGAUCAUUAACUACUGCAGUCCGUGCUCCGAGUAAAUCUGGGGUGCAGAAGUCAGUGUGAGGAUUGGAAGGACACAUUGCCAGCACUGGCACAGCGGGUGAAGCCUCCACCUGACACCAGCAUCCCACGUGGGCGCCGGGUCAAGUCCCGGCUGCUCCACUUCCGAUCCAGCUCCCUGCCCAGGGCCUGGGAGAGCAGCCAGUGUUUGAAUCCCUGCCACCCAUCGGGAAACACGGAAGUUCCUGGCCCAACCCUGGCCCUUGUGGCCAUCUGGGGGGUGAAGCAGUGGAUGGAAGACCUCUUUUCUCUGUCUUUUCUCCCUUUUGAAAUAAA